Fraxinus pennsylvanica is the source of this 1299-nucleotide messenger RNA. Lineage: Eukaryota; Viridiplantae; Streptophyta; Magnoliopsida; Lamiales; Oleaceae. The record is from the annotation of a GenBank genome assembly.
AUGGAAUGGCCAGAUGAAUACGAGAAACUUCUCUUUCGAAUGUCUACUCCAAGUGUAGUGAUUGAUAAUACGGGCUGUGCCAACGCCACUCGGGUCAUGAUUGACAGUGCUAGAAAACAUGGAAUUCUUCUUGAAGCAGUUCAAGUUCUCACUGAUAUGAAUCUCUCUAUCAAGAAGGCCUACAUUUCCUCUGAUGGACGAUGGUUCAUGGACGUUUUUCAUGUGACUGAUAUAAAUGGAGAAAAAAUAACUGAUGAGAGUUUCCUCAAAUGUAUUGAAAAGUCACUUGGGACAAUUCAUUACGGAAAACUGAAAUGUAUUGAGGGCCUAACUGCAAUAGAAUUAACUGGUACUGAUAGGGUUGGCCUUUUAUCCGAGAUUUUCGCAGUUCUUUCGAAUUUCGAAUGCAAUGUGGUAGAAGCUAAUGUUUGGACACACAAUGGUCGAGUUGCAUCCUUAAUUUAUAUUAGGGAUAUCGAUUCUGGUUCUUUGAUUGAGGACUCAAAUAAAGUUGAUGGAAUGGAAGACUACAAUUCUUUACAUGAAUUUCCCUAUAUUGAUAUUCGAAGUGCUAGAACAUUGGUUUCGAUGGCUGUUACGCAUACAGAAAGACGGCUUCAUCAGAUGAUGUUUGCUGAUGGCGAUUAUGAGAGGAAGCCGAUUAUCAAGCCGAGUGGUGAUCGUCCAGUUGUUGAAGUACAGGAUUCUUUGGAAAAGGGUUAUUCCGUCGUACAUGUUCAGUGUAAGGAUCGGACAAAGCUUUUGUUUGAUGUUGUUUGCGCGUUGACAGACAUGCAAUAUGUUGUGUUCCAUGCCACUGUGAACACUUCGGAACGCAGAGCAUCAUUGGAAUUCUUCAUUAGGAAUACAGAUGGAACCCCAAUUACUUCAGAAGCAGAAAAACAACACGUGAUUCUAUGCUUACGAGGUGCAAUUGAGAGACGAGCAUAUCAGGGUGUAAGGCUCGAGCUACGUACGGCUGAUCGACAAGGCUUAUUGGCGGACAUAAUGUGCACCUUUCGUGAAAAUGGCCUUAAUGUGACUCGAGCUGAGAUAUCCACAACAACGAGUGAGGCACUAAACGUAUUCUACGUAACAGAUCCAUUUGGGAAUCCAUGUGAUUCAGAGGUCAUUGAGUUUGUUCGACAUACGAUUGGCUUGAAUGAAUUGAAAGUGGAGGAAUUGCCCUCGAUCUAUCACCACAGAGGAGACAAGCCCACAUUGAGUGCUACGGCAUCACUCGGGAGCAUUGUGAGAAAAAAUCUUUAUAACUUGGGGUUGAUCAAUUCACAUUCUUGA